AUGGCGCCAAAGCGUUCAACGAGGCUUUUGGCUUUGAAAACCACCCAGAAAAUCAUAGAGAAAGUGGAAGUCUCGGUUGUUCCAUCCUCCGGACGAGAACAGGAGAUAACUGACGUCGCUGUACAGAAAUCACCAGUCAAAGUCAUCCCCGUCGAAGAAAAAUCACGUAAAACAGUUCGGAUUCCUGUCGAAGAAACACCAAGUUUAAAAACCAUUCCAGUAAAAACACCGGAGAAGGAGCAGGAGACCAUUGAUGAUCAAGAACCCGUUACCACUUCUGAGGAAGUAGCAGCAGAUAAUGAGCAGGAACAAGAAAAGGAAGAAGAAACAGAUCAGACCCAAGAAGGGAUAACUAGUAGUGAACCAGCUGGAACAACGAAAGAAGAGAAAGUUGAAAAGAGACCAUCAAGAAGAGGGAGACCAAGGAGGAGGAGGAAGAAGAAGAAAGGAAGUGAUGAAGGUAAUUAUAAAGGAUACAAGAGGUAUGUAUUUAAAGUGUUGAAGCAAGUACAUCCAGAGCUAGCUAUAUCAUCAAAAGCAAUGGUGAUAAUCAAUGGAUUCAUGAACGAUAUGUUUGAGAGAUUAGCCGACGAGGCAGCCAAUCUGUCGAGAUAUAGUCAUAAAGCGACGCUGUCUUCCAAGGAAAUUCAAGGAGCGGUGAGACUGGUUUUGCCUGGGGAGCUUAGCAAGCAUGCAACUGCUGAGGGAUCCAAGGCUGUCACCAACUACAUGUCCUUUCCUCUUCACAACUCUUAA
Molecule: messenger RNA, 756 nt
Organism: Carica papaya (papaya)
Lineage: Eukaryota; Viridiplantae; Streptophyta; Magnoliopsida; Brassicales; Caricaceae
Cellular component (GO): nucleosome
Molecular function (GO): DNA binding; protein heterodimerization activity; structural constituent of chromatin
Source: RefSeq, a predicted model, not a curated record